Salvia splendens (bonfire salvia) is the source of this 1643-nucleotide messenger RNA. Its product is annotated as aspartyl protease family protein At5g10770. The record is from RefSeq and is a predicted model, not a curated record. The transcript has 2 exons. Gene Ontology annotation, biological process: proteolysis. Bases 58 to 1494 code for a protein of 478 amino acids. Gene Ontology annotation, molecular function: aspartic-type endopeptidase activity. Lineage: Eukaryota; Viridiplantae; Streptophyta; Magnoliopsida; Lamiales; Lamiaceae.
GCCUAGUGUUCACAAGCCACAUCAAACAAAAAUCACUCACAUCUCACUCACUCACUCAUGGCCACUCCCCAUUUCCUCUCCACUUUCAUCAAAUCUUCUUUCCUUUUCUUGGUUUUUAUCUCAAGUUUUUUAGACCAAACUCAUGCUUUUGAAGCCAAAAAUACCAAGAUUCAACACUCUUUCCACACAAUUCAGAUAAGCUCCCUUUUUCCAGCCUCUGUUUGCAGUCCUUCCAAAGAUUCAAUCAAGAAGAGGCCAUCCACACUAGAAGUUUUCCAUCGGCACGGCCCGUGUUCGAAACUCAGCCAAGACGAAGUCGUCGCAACGCCAUCUCUAAGUGACAUUCUCGCUCAUGACCAAUCCAGAGUUAAGUCAAUCCGAGCUCGUCUGGACUCCAUUCGGACCAUGGACAAAGUCAAGGAUGAAAAGGUCAACCUCCCCGCGCACUCUGGGAGCUCCCUAGGCUCAGGAAACUACCUAGUCUCCAUGGGCCUAGGUAGCCCUAAGAAAACCCUCUCCCUCAUCGUCGACACGGGGAGUGACCUAACAUGGACCCAAUGCCAACCGUGUAUGCGAUCCUGCUACAAACAACAAGACCCAAUAUUCGACCCCAAAACGUCAACCUCAUAUUCCAAUGUAUCAUGCACCUCAACCACGUGCUCUGAGCUAUCCUCCGCCACAGGCAACACGCCCAGCUGCAGCCUUGGGACGUGCGUCUACGGCAUCCAGUACGGCGACCAGUCAUUUUCAGUAGGAUUGUUCAGCAAAGACACACUCACCAUCGCCACCGACGUUUUCCCGGACUUCAUGUUUGGCUGUGGCCAAAACAACCGAGGGCUCUUCGGCCGAACCGCCGGACUAAUCGGCCUCGGCCGGGACCCGCUCUCAAUCGUGUCGCAGACCGCGACAAAAUACGGAAAGUACUUCUCGUACUGCCUCCCCUCAAAGUCGAGCUCCACGGGCUACCUCACGCUCGGGAAAGCUACAUCGGGAAGCGUGCAAUUCACACCGUUUGACUCAUCUCAUGGCUCCUCAUUCUACUUCAUCAGUAUUACCUCCAUCGCCGUCUCGGGCCAGCAGCUCCCGAUCGGUGGAGCUGUUUUCAAGACUGCCGGCGCGAUCAUAGACUCCGGCACGGUGAUCACACGCCUGCCGCCAGCAGCAUACAGCGCCCUGAGCGCGGCGUUCAAGCAGGGGAUGAAGAAGUACCCGGCGGCGCCGGCAUUCUCUAUCUUGGACACGUGCUACAACCUCUCGAACUACACGAGCAUCUCCGUCCCCACCGUGUCGUUCACAUUUGACGGCGAGGUGAUGAUCGACCUCAGCCCGUCCGGGAUAAUGAUCGCGGUUAGCUCCACGGUGGCGUGCCUUGCCUUCGCCGGGAAUGGAGACGCCGCCAACAUCGGAAUUUUUGGGAACACGCAGCAGCUGGCGUUUGAAGUAGUGUACGAUGUCGUUGGAGGGAAGCUGGGAUUUGCAGCUGCUGGAUGUUGAUUGAUUUAUGUCUAACAACUAGCAAUUUUACUUACUACUUCAAAUAAAACGUACUUUAUUAAAUUUCCGAAGGAAGGAAAUAUGUUAAUGUGAUUUAUCUAGUGUAUGAUAUAAUAUCAGAAAAUUUCAAAUCAAAUAGGUUCCUCCAA